AUGGCGCCAGGAAUUGACGAAGAUUGGUCUGACUCUGAUGAUGAGAUUGAAUCAGGUGUAGAAACACAAGUCUUGCUGGGUGUCCCCGAUGGCCCAGUAGACACACCGGCCGAUCUGCACGAUGCAGCUGUCUCUCGUAUCGGAGGCCUUCCUAAUUACCCUCUGUCCAAGGCGCUUCUGCCUUCAGUCGCACCGUCGUUUACUUCUUCCCAAUGCAAGAACUGCUCAUUCCCUAUGGAAUUGCUCCUCCAAGUAUGGUGCCCGCUAGAAGACAGCCCCCAUGAUCGCGCGCUGUAUAUCUGGGGAUGCUCGAGGGGUGCCUGCCAGAAGACAGCGGGCAGUGUCCGAGCCUUCCGCGCCCUCAGAUUCAAUGAAGAGUAUGCAGCGAAAUUGAGCACAAAGCUACAGCAAAAAGCUGCCCAGAAAAAGACCAUAGAACAGGCAAAACCAACGGCUAACCCUUUCGUUGCCGGCAACCAUGCUGCGCCUCCGGGGAUGUUUGGCCUGGGCGAUCAGAUUUUUGGUCAAUCCGACUCCGACAAGCAAGACGAAGCUGGCGAAAAGCAUGAUGAUGACGCUAGUGAAACUUCGUCGGAGCAUUCGCUAAUCACCGCGAUGGCAUCUACCUCGUUAGAAGAUUCAGUGUGGUCUGUUGCUCCUUCACAUCCACCUUUGUAUCUUUCGACCAUAUCGGAAUAUCUGCCACCUCAACCAAAAGCAAAGAAGUCUUCGACCGUUGCUGCCGAAGAUGCACUAGGAGACGAUGACAAGGGCAAGGAUAUCUCGUGGGCGACCGAAACGUAUGAAAACUCGAUAGACGUGGACCAUGCUUUUGAGAGGUUCACCAAGCGGGUGGGGUAUGCUGGUGAACAAUGUCUGCGCUAUGAAUUGGGCGGCACCCCUCUGCCCUUUGCGUCGGACAAGGUGUUCGAAACAUUAUUUCCAACGCCAGCUCAGCCUCCUCUCCCUGUCACGAAGGCGGAUUUUAAAGUGGUUCCGGUAGUGAAACGCUCGUACAGCCCGAGUUCGGUUCCGCGAUGCCCUCAUUGCAAUUCUGCUCGCGUCUUCGAAUGCCAGUUGAUGCCUAACCUCAUCAAUGUCUUGCGGGAGUCGCCUGCGGAUUCAAAGAAGCAGACCAAUGAACAGCGGAUCAAAGAAGUACAGGCUGCACUCAAAGGUGGGAAGACGGAGGGACAACGAGGAAUGGAAUGGGGCACUUGCAUGGUAUUCUCAUGCGAAAAGGACUGUUGCAAUGCAGAUGGAGAGACAAAAGCGAAGGAGUGCUGGCGUGAGGAGCUUGUGAUGAUCCAAUGGGACGAGUAG
Molecule: messenger RNA, 1323 nt
Organism: Coniophora puteana RWD-64-598 SS2
Lineage: Eukaryota; Fungi; Basidiomycota; Agaricomycetes; Boletales; Coniophoraceae
Exons: 5
Coding region: 1-1323 (440 amino acids)
Biological process (GO): maturation of SSU-rRNA
Cellular component (GO): cytoplasm
Source: RefSeq, a predicted model, not a curated record